UUAGUAGUUUUCGCGCCGUCGCCCGACGCGGACGCGCGUCCCGCUGCCACACCAGUGCCGAUAUGAGUGACCAGUGAAGUGCAGUGUUCAGUGAAAAGUGACCAGUGACCUACGUUUACAAGCGAGGAGGCAAAUUCGGGAAUAUGAAGUAUUAAGGACGCCUGACAAUAGAGAAAAUUACAGUUCUUAACGCCGAGGACAAGCACGCAAUAUUUCAUUACCACACAACCGAUGGCUGAGUGAGACGCGCCGCAGAAGAUGUGACCAAAAUGGCCGCUUGACUUUUAAACAAAAUGGCCGAUUUAAACAAAUUUUGGGAUCGCAGAAAGUUGAAGAGCGCGCGAUGACGUCACGAAGAUCCUUCGACUGUAUAAAGUAACUUUUUUAAUUUAGGGCUGAUAGACUUAGGGCUUGUUUGAGUGUGCUCUCCGUCGCGAGUGUAUAUUUUUAUUAUUUUUUGCGCGUCUAUUUUUUUUAAGGGAUUUUUGUGUUCGUUUCGGUGUUAAAGCAAUAUUAGAUAAGGUAACGCUUGUUUAAUUCGUUUUGUAAAUAAAAAUUUAGCGUUCACAUGUGUUAGUGCUAGGAACGAUUGUAAAAUCACGCGUAGUUCGGAAAAAAACGGGUAUAAAAUAACGCUGUAAAUAUAAAUAAAACUGUUAGUUAAAAUAAUAUUCCGUUCCUAUAGGCAAUAAAUUAAUUUUCACCUCUGAAUUUCAACGGGGCCAAAACAAUCAAUUCUAAUCGGGUAGAUAGUUCAAAUUCAAAAAGCUGGCGUCGCCAAGGAGAAAGAAAUCCAAGAUGGCGGCGGUAAAUGUAACGGCUCUCGUUGCGAAAACCACCGUUCCGACGGACCUGAACGGCACAUUCUUCAACUCGACCUAUUUGGUCGCGACGGGGAUCAGCCAAGAAGACUUCCUGGCGCUACAGAUGUCAAACGCGACAGAGAACGCGACGUCAAACGAGUCCCUCGGCCAUGUGGUGUUGCAGAACUGGUACCCAAGUGGCUACAGUCCGUUUCACAUAAUUUUAGCAUCAGUGGUUGUGACAGUGUUGAUGAUAAUGGUGGUGGUAGGGAAUAUGCUAGUUAUUAUAGCGAUAGUGACAGAGAAAGCGUUGAAGAACAUACAGAAUUGGUUUAUCGCGUCUUUGGCUGUGUCGGACUUUUUUCUGGGACUGAUAAUAAUGCCGUUUUCGUUGGCGAACGAGCUGAUGGGGUACUGGAUCUUCGGGUUCUGGUGGUGCGAGAUCCACUCUGCCAUGGAUGUGUUGUUGUGCACGGCGUCCAUCAUGAAUUUGUGCCUCAUCUCGCUGGAUCGCUACUGGAGUAUCACACAGGCGGUCGACUACCUAAAGACGCGGACGCCAGCACGCGCUGCCCUCAUGAUAGCGGCUGUCUGGCUAAUGUCCGCUUUGGUCUGCAUCCCCCCACUCCUGGGCUGGCGGGUCACCAGGCCGCCGCAGCAGUUUCCACAGUGCAAGGUGUCAGAAGACAUGGGCUACGUGAUAUACUCGGCGUUGGGCAGCUUCUACAUACCCUCCUGCAUCAUGGUGUUCGUGUAUAUACGGAUAUACUACGCUGCGAAGGCCAGAGCGAGACGAGGGAUCAGGAAAAACCCGAGGCCUAGACCGAACGAACAGCAGACGAGCUUCAGCAACCCGCCGAAGGGCACGCGGCCCAUGCCGGCCACGCCCUCCAUCCCCAUGCCACAGGGCUUGGAUAGUAAUUCUAAUAAUAGAGUAAGUCAAAUAUCUACGAUAGAGGCACAGCAAGUGCAGAUACCCACGGUGACGUGCGACCUCGCCAGCGACAUCUCCACGAGCGAGGCGGGCGACAUGCUACCGCAACAAGAAGAGAGAAAAGACACACUGAAGGUGGUAACAUCAGCGCAAGUGACCCGCAAUCCGCUCGCAGCGUGCCAGCUCCGCAGCUCCACGCUCAGCGUGAACGGUGAGCCGCGCGAGCGCUGCCAAGCGCCCAGCGUCGCCAUCGACACCGACAUGGUCUCUGAAUUCGACCCUUCUUCUUCAGAUUCCGGCGUCAUCUCCCGCUGCGCCGGCGUCAAACCCCUCAAGUUCAGAAUCUGCCAGCCCAUCUUCGGAAAGAAAGCCGAGAGCUCGAGAAGACAGGAGAAGAAACAAGCGAAGAGCGAGUGCGAACCGGCGCUCCCCAAGCCGCAUAAACCUAGAGAUCCUGAAAGGGAAAAACGGAGGUUAGCUAGGAAAAAAGAAAAACGAGCGACCUUAAUUCUAGGUUUAAUCAUGGGAAGCUUCAUAGCAUGCUGGCUUCCAUUCUUCUUCUUAUACAUCUUAAAAGCGGCCUGCAGAGCAUGCGAAAUUCCAGGAAUCUGUUUCGCUGUAGCCUUCUGGCUGGGAUACAUGAAUUCUGUAUUAAAUCCUGUGAUUUACACCAUUUUUAAUAAGGAUUUCAGAAGGGCGUUUAGGAGGAUACUGUUUAAGUGAUGUUUGGCCUACCUGUGCUGCUACAGAUGCGUGGCUAAUCGCAUCAUGAUGGCGCAACAGCGGGCAGCACCGGGGCUUUACAAUGUACGUUAACGCCAUAACCAUGGACAGUCUCAUGUGAUAACAGUGAAA
Messenger RNA from Cydia splendana, 2592 nucleotides. RefSeq names its product alpha-2 adrenergic receptor (gene Octalpha2R). Gene Ontology annotation, cellular component: plasma membrane. The record is from RefSeq and is a predicted model, not a curated record. Gene Ontology annotation, biological process: adenylate cyclase-activating adrenergic receptor signaling pathway. The coding region runs from base 799 to 2460 and encodes 553 amino acids. The transcript is spliced from 8 exons. Lineage: Eukaryota; Metazoa; Arthropoda; Insecta; Lepidoptera; Tortricidae. Gene Ontology annotation, molecular function: G protein-coupled receptor activity.